Messenger RNA from Closterium sp. Naga37s-1, 2262 nucleotides. The record is from the annotation of a GenBank genome assembly. Lineage: Eukaryota; Viridiplantae; Streptophyta; Zygnematophyceae; Desmidiales; Closteriaceae.
AUGCGGCGCCUAGUCAGCGUGUUGCUACUAGUGGCGAUAGUGCUGAUGCUGGUCGGGAUCGACAGUCAUGCAUCGGCUCAGAAGCUAUGCCUCGACUCGGCGCAACCCCAGACGCCGAAGGACCAGCUGCAGAUCUGCCGGCAGUACAACAACGAGAGCUGCUGCACGAACGAGCGGAACGUGAAGAUCGCGGAGACUCUGCUGAACUACAGCAACGCCAUGGGCAACAUUCCCGGCGCCAAGAACUGCCUCCGCGCGCUGGAACUCGUGCUGUGCGCCGAAUGCGACCCCUAUGCAUCGCAGGUGUACCGUCGCGACCACACAGGCCGCUACGCCGACGUGCCGUACCUCUGCACAGCCCAGUCCAACCGCGACCCUGUUGAGACGCAGCCCUUCUGCUCCACUGUCUGGGACGUCUGCGGCAUGGUUGCCAUGCCCAAGAAUCCCUUUGUCGCCACCAAUGACCCUCGUUACAUCUCUCUUUAUGAUGUUUACUUAACUAAGGGCGAGUUUUGCCGCCGGUUCAUGCCCCCGAAUAAGAACCCGGGCGAUGGGCCGAAGAUUUGCUAUCGGGGUAAACCGGUGGAUUACCCGGAUGAGUUGGGGGAGGAUGAGUUGCCGCCCGUGAAUAACAUGUGUGUGGAGCAGAUUGGGUUGAGUACUAAGAAUGGUAAGAGCGAGGAGAAUAGUUACUAUGUGGCCAUGACUCCGCAUCCCGACCAAUCGCGGCGCGCGUUUUUCCUGGAGCGCGCGGGCAGGUUGUUUCUUUACAAUCUGCCCGAGCCGGGGUCGUCGGACCAGCUUCCUUCUGAUGGGGGGUCGCCAUUUCUCGACAUCAGUGGCCUGGUGGCACAGGGGGGGGAGCAGGGAGCAGUGGGGAUUGCCUUUCACCCCGACUACCCCAGCAACGGCCGCCUCUUCGUGUCUUUCACCUGCGACUCGUCAGUCAACUCGGACUGCAAGCCCACUGUGUGCGGCUGCUACGAUGCUGUGGACUGCACGGCCGACAAGGUUCAGGCGGCCAAUCCAGACGGCCGCUGGGGCACGGGGGACCUGUGCCGGAAUGUUACCGUGGUGGCAGAGUUUUCUGCAUGCAGUGACAUGCUCUGCACACCGGCUAAGAUCUCCAAGAAAGCGGCCAUCUCAGCCACGAUAGUGCGCUACAUAGUGCGGCUGGGGCAGCCCUUCAUGAACAACAACGGCGGGCAGAUCCGAUUCGGCGCGGACGGCAUGCUCUACGUCAUGCUGGGGGAUGGAGGGGGCGAGCUGGACCCCCUGGGCCUGGCGCAGAACCCCAAGGCGUUCCAGGGGAAGGUGCUGCGGCUGGACGUUCUGAACGGGAUCAGCCAGCCAGGCGAGGAUGAGAUCAAGAGCAGGGGGCUGCUGGGGGCGUACGGCAUUCCUCCGGACAACCCGCACGCAGUUGAUUGGGACUGGCGGGGGGAGGUGUUUGCGCUGGGCUUCCACGACCCCUGGAAGUGCACCUUCGACCUCCUCAGACCCUCUGUUAUGAUGUGCGGGGACGUGGGAUGGACCAAAUGGGAGGAGGUAGAUGUGGUAACCAGCGGCGGUAACUACGGCUGGAAGUGGUUCGAGGGUCGGGAGUUUGCCAAUGCUAGCGAGCCGCGCCCCGUGCCGAACCAGAAGCUGCCGUCGUUUCAAUACGUCUGGAGCAACACGAGCAGCGUCGUUGGAGGAUUCUACGCAAGAGGAUACGAGGACGCGUGCUUAUAUGGAAGGUACCUAUUCAGUGACAGAAACAACCAGUUCUACGUGGCUACAGAGAAUCCUCCUUAUAGCGGCCACUUCCCCCUCGGUUCACAACCCCUCAAUGUUUCCUGCGCGCCCAAUAUGCAGCAGCCGCUGCAAGGGGAGGGGGACGACGAUGCUUUUUACGACGAAGAAGGGAAUUAUAUCGGGCCGGACGGGGAGGAGGACGAGGUGUACGAUCCGAACGCGGUGCAUGACGAUGAUGGUACUGGGGCGUACUAUAACGAGGAUGGGGAUGAGGUGGGGCAUCAUGGGGAUGGGGAUACGGUGGUGGAUGAUGGAGCAACGGAGUAUGGUCAGAGGAGUGUGCAUAGUGGGUAUGGUGGAGAGGGGGGGUAUGCUGAGAGUGAGGUGGGGUCGGAGUAUCCAGGGCAGGGGCAUGGGGGGUAUCAGGGAGGUGGGGUGAGGGGGGAUGGUAUGUCCGAUGUUCAGUCUGAGUAUACGGCGCAAGAUGAUUGGACGGAUGGAGGCUCGUAUUACGAUCGCCGCUGA